Messenger RNA from Episyrphus balteatus (marmalade hoverfly), 699 nucleotides. RefSeq lists its product as uncharacterized. The transcript has a single exon. Bases 114 to 671 code for a protein of 185 amino acids. The record is from RefSeq and is a predicted model, not a curated record. Lineage: Eukaryota; Metazoa; Arthropoda; Insecta; Diptera; Syrphidae.
UGUCAUUAGUUUUGACAUUUGCAACACAUGUUUUGUUUACAUACAUUUUUUAACUAAUCAAAAUUAAAUUAAUAUAAAAAUAUAAGAAACUAAUAAAUAAAUUGUUGCAAAAAAUGAGCGACCAACACGCAUUCAAAGCUGUUCCAACGCGAGCUGCAUUGUUGCUAAAAAAUAAACCUACAUUUACUGCAACAGUAUUUGAAGAGCCAAAAACACAGUCGGAAACAAGGCGGGAGCAAAAACCCGAAACCAUUAUCAAGCGUGAUAAACCACUUUCUUCAAACAACACACCAAAUAAAAAAGAUGAUUUGGAAUUUGAUAUUAAAAGGGCAAGACACGAAGUCAUCAACUUUGCCCUAAAUGGAGUCCAGGCAAAAAACAAAAAAAAGAUGCAAUUAGUGCAAGCAAUUAAACUCGGUGCCAAAGCUCCAAAAAAACCAUGCAAGAACUACAAGGAACUCUUGGGUGAAAAGAAGAGACUAAAACAAAUUAGGGAAGAAAGACAAAAAUUCCAUCAACUGGGUAAAAAUCAAACGGGUGCUGCUUCGGUUAGAUGUAGCAUACGAAAGAAUGUUGCUGCAGCUAAACGGAAGAACAACAAAAAGGCUCCAGUUAAUCACAUUUCGAAGAACUAUGGUGUUGUGAAUCCUAAGCUGGGGAAAAAGAAAUGAUUUUGUAAUAAAAAUAAAAUUAACAAAA